UCAAGUGCUAAAUUAUAGAUCAAGAGAUAGGGCCAAGAUGCAGUCUGAACAGAUGAUCGUUCUGUCUCGCAAUCUGAUGUCUACUCUCCUGAUGUCAGUGCUGAGAACGAAGAUGCGGGUGAUUCACACAGGUGCUGAAAUGGAGCAAAUAUUGUUGAUUCUAUUACUGUUUAUCAAGGUCUUGUCAGUUGGAAGUCAGUUCAAUGGAUACAACUGUGAUGCCAACUUCCACAGUCGCUUUCCUGCUGAGAGGGACAUCAGUGUGUACUGCGGGGUACAGACCAUCACGCUCAAGAUCAACUUCUGCCCCGUCCUCUUCUCCGGCUACACUGACACGGACCUGGCCCUCAAUGGUCGCCACGGCGACGCCCACUGCCGCGGCUUCAUCAACAACAACACCUUCCCCACCGUAGUGCUCUUUAGCAUCAGCCUGGCGACGCUGGAGUCCUGCGGCAACGCCCUGGUGGUCUCCACAGGUCAGGGGCCCAACGCCUAUGGGAACCUGUCGCUUGUGCAGAUCGGCAACGUCUCGGGGUACAUCGACACGCCGGACCCCCCCACUAUCGUCAGUUACCUGCCCGGCUUGCUUUACAAGUUCAGCUGCAGCUACCCUCUAGAGUACCUGGUCAACAACACUCAGCUGGCCUCGUCAGCCGCAGCCAUCUCCGUGAAGGAAAGCAAUGGUACCUUCAUCAGCACCUUGAACCUGAUGCUCUACAACGACUCGACGUACGUUCAGCAGCUGUCCAUCCCAAUGGCGGGACUCACACUGAAGACACGUGUGUUUGCAGCUGUGAGAGCCUCUAACCUCGACAGAAGAUGGAAUGUCCUGAUGGACUACUGUUACACCACUCCCUCUGGGAACCCCAACGACGAUCUCCGCUACGACCUCUUCUUCAGCUGUGAUAAGGACCCCCAGACCACAGUGUUUGAGAAUGGGAAAAGCCAAAUGGGACGCUUUGCCUUCGAGGUGUUCCGCUUUGUCAAGCACAAGAACCAGAAGAUGUCAACCGUCUUCCUGCACUGUGUCACCAAGCUGUGCCGAUCCGACGACUGCCCGAUGCUAAUGCCGAUUUGUGGAAGCAGAAGAAAGAGGGACCUCCUAGAUGGGAAGGAGGCCCUUCCCUCAGCCUCUGGAAAUGCAGUGAUUACAGCCGGACCAAUCAUCACCCGCAGUGAUGAAACGCCCACCAACAACUCACAACUGGGCCAGCCAUCCCCCCCUGCGUUCCGGAUUAACGCGGUGACCAGCGCCCUCCUCUCGGGCGUGGUCAUCCUUGGCGUGGUGAGCGUGUGCUUCUUCGUACUGUCGCUCACCCUCCUCAGGGGGAAGAGCGUUCCCGCCGGCAUCGUGUCGGGGGCUCGAAACCCUGCGUUCAACUGA
This is a messenger RNA of Gadus chalcogrammus (walleye pollock), 1384 nucleotides long. RefSeq names its product zona pellucida-like domain containing 1a (gene zpld1a). Bases 38 to 1384 code for a protein of 448 amino acids. NCBI's taxonomy places the organism in Eukaryota, Metazoa, Chordata, Actinopteri, Gadiformes, Gadidae. The record is from RefSeq and is a predicted model, not a curated record. The transcript has 12 exons. Gene Ontology annotation, cellular component: cell surface.